UCUAGGACCUGGGGGUUUCCGCUCUUUAAGCAUAAAAUGGAGCAUGUGACUAACUGGCAAACUGAACUAUAAAGAACACGAGGAAAGAAAACGUCACAAACUGUCCGAGAAAUUCACAGCGUGGGCUUCCAUCACUCAGCAGCAGACAUGGAUUGCGGAAUUCUAACAUCUAAAACCGUUCUUUUAUUUCUCAGUUUAAUAUUUUGGGCUGCUGGAGCGGCCCUCGCUUAUGUUGGCUCUUAUGUGAUAAGGAGUUACAACAGCUUUGAAAACUUUGUGUCUAAUAAGUACUCCGUCAUCCCAGCAGCCAUUAUAAUCGGUGUGGCUGUGGUUAUGUUUGUCAUCGGGACCGUUGGCUGCUGUGCAACUCUGAGAGAAUCCAAAGUCGGUUUAGGCUUUUUUCUUAUCGUCAUCCUGAUAAUCUUCGCAGCUGAGGUGACCGCUUUUGUGUUUGGCUUCAUCUACAGGGGAAGAAUUAAGGGUGACCUGGAAAAGUCAAUGAACGGCGUCUUUCAAAAGUAUGACGGUGCGAACGCUGAAGCCCAUGCAGUGGAUUAUUUGCAACGUCAGAUGGAGUGCUGUGGGGUGAAUAACAUCACAGACUGGACUGCAAUACCAUGGUUUGGCCAACAUAACAACUCUGUGCCACUUUCCUGCUGCAAAGCAAAUGCUACACAAUGUACUGGCCAAAUAACCCAACUAGAUCUUCUGAACACACAGGGAUGUGAAGCUAAACUGGAGCAGGUGCUUCAGGAUGUGCUUAGUUAUGCAAUGUUGGUCAUCCUGGGAUUUGCCAUCAUUAAGUUCUUUGGGAUGCUCAGCAUCUGUGUUAUUACCUGCAGAAGCAAGAAGAAUGACUAUCAGCCUCUGUAUGCAUGAUAGUAAAAUCUCCUGAAUCCCUCGCUUGGGACAGUCUCUACAUUCCCGAUACUGUGCAGCUAAACACAGCCUCACUGGCACCAUAAAUGACACUGGUUUGAAAGUGUGCCAGUAUUCCAAACAUUUAGUUAAAAAAAAUAAUUUGAAUGCCUUUUGAUUUGAAUGCACAAGUGCAACUUGAGCAAGAAAUGCUGACAGAAACCACACCAAGGUGUGUGGUCAGAAAAACACUGAUAACAAAACACCAUGUGACAUUCUUAAGUUUUGUAUUGACAAAUGAUGUCUUCCUGCCAAACAGGUUAUUGCUAGCCCUUGACAAAUACUGUAUAUCUAUGUAACUCCAUAAAAGUUUUAUGAAAUGUUAUAGCAGCACUCCACCAAAUGUUUAAAAUGUAGAUCAAACUUUAGAGUUGAUAGAUGCACUUCAUUUUUAAAGAUUUUAUGUUUCUAUGGGCUUCAGUUUCUGCUGCUGCUGUCUAAAUGAUAUCUGUCUUACAGUUGUCUAUGUUUACAUUAAGUUUUUUUUUUUGGUCUCCUGUCCAAAUGAUAUUCGUCUUAAUAGUUGUCUGUUUAUUAUAUUCAUUCAAAUGAUUUAGCUCAACAGGAGGAUAUUAAAUUAUGGAAAUAAA
Messenger RNA from Labeo rohita (rohu), 1508 nucleotides. It is a transcript of the gene tspan36, whose product is annotated as tetraspanin 36. Bases 148 to 879 code for a protein of 243 amino acids. Gene Ontology annotation, cellular component: membrane. NCBI's taxonomy places the organism in Eukaryota, Metazoa, Chordata, Actinopteri, Cypriniformes, Cyprinidae. Gene Ontology annotation, biological process: regulation of vascular endothelial growth factor signaling pathway; protein localization to plasma membrane; protein maturation. The record is from RefSeq and is a predicted model, not a curated record. The transcript has 7 exons.